CUCGCGAGAGAGAGCUGGGGGGAACGAGCCUCCUGAAGUUAGCCGCACUGAUAUUUACCUACCGGGCGGAUAACAGCGGAUGCAGUGACGCCGGUGACAGGUGACCAGAUUUGUUCGAGUAUCUUGCGACGUUUGCUCCGAAUUUACGUCGCGGCCGGAUUCCAUCAGACUGCAUUUCGGUUCGCGUGCUCUGGCGUAUUUACGUUUUACAUCGUUUGAAGAAAAUUACGUUCGUCGUACGGUUAACGACAGCUAACCUCUCAGCGCACGCUAUCGUUGUCGGAAAGUUAUCGCUUAAAGAGAAUGUCCGGGAUAGUUCAGUACGUGGUGGUGCGGGGAGAUCUUAUGAGGACGAUGGGGUGGCCGUUGGGCGCCGUGGUCGCCCAAGCGUGUCACGCGUGCACCGCCGUUGUCCAUCUCUUUUACAACGACGCCCACACGCAGGCCUACCUCGCCGAUUUAGACAACAUGCACAAGGUGGUCCUCGAGGCCGCCGAUGAAGCCGAUCUGCGGAAGCUGUGCGCGAAAUUGACGGAGGACGACAUUCAGCACAAACUGUGGAUAGAACAGCCCGAGAACGUCGCGACGUGCCUGGUGACGAAGCCCUACCCCAAGGACAAGGUGCAGCCGUACCUCAAGAAGUAUAAAUUACUCAAAAUGUGACGGGUAUAAAUGGUAAUAAACACCCGCAUUACGCGAUGAAGAACGGAAUAUCUCGAGUUACUUUCCACGUUAUACGCUUGAAUCCAAAUUAAUCCUCCCGCCGCAUCUGGGAGAAAAUCCAGCCCGUCUGUGGGGAAAAAGAUCUCCGGAAAAAUUUUGCACGGCCGUGAUCGAACGCGAUAACCGAAAGAUCCGACAGGCUCUGAGAGGGCUCUACAGAUGAGAUACGACUCUCCGGCGCUCGCACGAGAUAAAUACCAACCUCGGAACGGGAAUGCCAUUUAUAUUUUACUCUAUUCGUGCG
Molecule: messenger RNA, 967 nt
Organism: Temnothorax curvispinosus
Lineage: Eukaryota; Metazoa; Arthropoda; Insecta; Hymenoptera; Formicidae
Product: putative peptidyl-tRNA hydrolase PTRHD1
Exons: 3
Coding region: 304-663 (119 amino acids)
Molecular function (GO): peptidyl-tRNA hydrolase activity
Source: RefSeq, a predicted model, not a curated record